Trachemys scripta elegans is the source of this 6434-nucleotide messenger RNA. RefSeq names its product EF-hand calcium binding domain 6 (gene EFCAB6). The coding region runs from base 2 to 4498 and encodes 1498 amino acids. Gene Ontology annotation, cellular component: nucleoplasm. The record is from RefSeq and is a predicted model, not a curated record. Gene Ontology annotation, molecular function: calcium ion binding. The transcript has 30 exons. Lineage: Eukaryota; Metazoa; Chordata; Testudines; Emydidae.
CAUGGCGAGAGUGGUGAGUGCGGAAGACUUCAGUGGAUUACGCCCCUACUCUCAUGGAAUCAUAUUUACUGCAAGACCACAGUCUACACCAGGCAGAGCACCAUCAUGCAGAAGCAGGCAAAGCUCAAUUAAAUCAGCUUCAUCUACAUCUGUGCGUUCUGUCCCAGAUUCCAUGCUAUCCUCCUCAGAAAUUGAGCAGAUUUUACUUAAAAAGACAGCUGAAAAAGAAGGUGAACUUAAAAAAGCAUUUCAGACAAUUGACAUUGAUCACACCCUAACAGUCACAAAAGGCGAAUUCAGAAGAGUGAUUGAAACCUUUCUUUUUCCUCUGACACAAGCACAGUUUGAUUCUGUGCUGGCACAGAUUCCGAUGACUAGCAAAGUUACUGUACCAUAUCUUGACUUCCUGGCAAAGUUCACUAGGGUUGCCAAAAGUGUCAACAUGCAAAGAAGAUGGAAUGAUAGCCAAGGCAGCCAAACCAUGACAUUAAGUCAGCUGGAGUCCCUCUUAAAGGAAAAGAUUUCAAAGAAUUUGAAAAGCAUCAUCAAGACCUGUAGACUUUUUGACUAUAACCGAACAGGACAAAUACAGCGGCAUGAGCUAAGACGGAUUCUUGAGAUCAGUUGUUUCAGGAUGAAGGAUGCAGAGUAUGAAAAACUGUGGAACCAUUCCUGUGUUGGUAAAACGAAUACAUUGGAUUAUAAAGAAUUUCUGAAGAACCUUGGUAUAAAUAUGGGUACAGUUAAGAAAAAUGCAACAGAAAACCAACGCCUAGCACUGAACUGGGAGGAGACACAGGACAAGAUGCCAAAACAGAAUAAGCUGUCACUACAGACUUCACCAGCUGAGGGUAGUUUGAUAGAAUGCACACUAGAUGACAUAGAGAUGGCUUUUAGGAAAAAGCUGUACUCAACCUAUCAGGACAUUGAAAAAGCCUUCAGAGCAUUUGAUGUCAGUCAGAGUGGAUUUGUGUCUUUGGAUUACUUAAAGUCAGUCAUAAAUGGCUUUAUAUUUCCAUUACCAAAUGGAACUUUUCAAGAGCUAAUGAAUAGAUUUGGAUUUAAAGCCACAGGUAAAAUUGCCUGGCAUCAAUUUUUAGAGAAAUUUCAGGACCCUGUGACAUAUGAAAAUGGACAGACACUUCCUAUAAGAAAGAACCACAGAGUACACCCAAUCAGAGGAAUGGAUGAAGCUUUCUCAAGUAACAGUAUCCUUCUAAAGCUACGCAGACACAUCCAAAAUGCAUAUCCAUCACUGAAGCAGGCAUUUCUCAUGAUUGAUACAAAACAAGAUGGAAAGAUCACAAGAAAUGAGCUUCGUCGCGUUUUGGACUGCAUCUUAUUUCAAAUAAGAGACAAGGACUUCCAAGACCUAAUCAAGAUAAUUGAUCCAGAACACACUGGGUACCUCAGCUACCAUACAUUUUUAGACUUGUUUGAAGAAAAGGAAUCUCUAAUGGGUCAUAAAUGGCUUAAUGGAACAAAGGAAGUUAAGAAGCCACCUUCUCUUGUUCUAGCUUGGGAUACUGUGGAAGACAUUCUUUCGGAUAAAAUCACAGAAAAUUGGAAAGACUUCCACAAGGCUUUGCAGACCUGUGACCCUAAAUGUACAGGCAUUAUUAGCAGAAAUCAGCUAAGAAAAAUUGUACAUAUAUAUUGUCCCUCUUUGUCCGAUGAACAAUUUACAAAACUAUGCCAUAAAUUUCAAGAUAUUUCUCCUGAUGGGAUCCUUUACAGGAUGCUUUUGGAGAGCUUAGGAGUUGCUGUUUUACCAGGUGACUUAACUGGUAUCAGCACACAGAUCUCAAAGGGAAGUCAACAGAGAGAAGAAAAAAGACAAACAGAUCUUUCAGAGAGAAUGAAACAGAUUGAAGAUCAAGCCAAUAAGCAUACCAAGAAUAGAACUGUUGAUGAAGUAAUUGAAAGGCUCAAGGACAGUGUGAUACAACAGGAAGCAACUAUUAAAGACAGCUUUCUUGCCUACAACAAGCAACCAAAUGGAAAAAUUAGUAAAGAUGAUUUCCGGAAGGUGUUGGAAGAUCAUGGGAUGCCAAUGGAUGAUAGCCAGUUUAAUCUACUGACUGAGAAAUUAGGAUUCCCAAAUGGAGGGCUGAGUUAUCUUGAUUUUGUAGCAGUAUUUGAAGAUCCCAGACUGAAUGGACCAGGAGCUACAUUAUAUUGCAGUCCAAACCACCGAGUAAAUAGCACUAAAUUUCACUACAUGACUGCUGAAGAAUGUCUAAGUCAAUUUAAUGAUAAACUGAUGGAAGGAUAUGGGGACACCUACUCUGCCUUCCGUAAAAUAGAUAGUAACCGUGAUGGUAUCAUCAACAUGCUUGAUUUUCGACACCUCCUGGAGAGCUUUGUGUUCAUCCUUUCAGAUGAGGAGUACUCACGCCUACUUGGUAUAUUGGGCAUGAACCUGAACUCUACAUUAAAUUACCAGGAAUUCCUUCAACUGUUCCAGACCCAAGAAACAAAAGAGGCACAUCCUUGGCUGAAUCCAUCUCACAAACCAAAACAGACAGUAACGGAUGCAGAACUAGCUUGUGAUCAGGCUCAUUACUAUCUUGUUAUCAAAGCACAGACCAGAUGGCAUGACCUAGCAAGGACUUUCCGUGAGUUUGAUAGCGAAGGCAAUGGCAUUGUGCAGCCAGAGGAUUUGAGAGCUGUCUUGUUCAGAUUUGCCAUUCCAAUCACCCCAAAAGAAUUUGAAAAGCUUUGGGCAAGGUAUGAUACAGUUGCAAAAGGCUACCUUACUCACCAAGAAUUUCUGCAGAAAUUGGGGUUAGAGUUUGCACCAGCUGACACCGGACUAAGCAGACAUAUUGUGGAAGACAAUUAUGCAAGUUUAAUGGAGCAUUACAGUAAUCAGCAAAAGAAGCAUUUGGAGAUGGAAGAGCAGCAGAAACAGCAAACUAAAGCCCUACAUGUCAGUGAGAUUAAAAAGCAGAUCAAGGAUAAAUUUAGGGACUACUUCCAAGACUUCAACAAGGCCUUUUAUAGACUGGAUAAAAAUAAAGAUGGCUAUAUAACAGUAGAUGACCUACGCAGGAUGCUGCAAGAAUUCAACUAUUAUCUUGAUGAUGAACAGUUCACCAGUCUUCUAAACAGUUUAGGAAUCAGUAUUCAUGACAGCAAGCUCUCUUAUUUUGAUUUCCUGAGAGCGAUUGAUGAUGGCAGAGCAUCGAAAUACCAGAAGAGACAAAAGCAUGCUGCACCACCUGCAAGCUUUGCAAUGCUCAGCUUAGAAAAGACCCUAAUUAAGAUAAAAGAAAUAGUUACAUCUUCUUAUGAUUUGUUAUACAAGGCAUUUUCUCUGUUUGAUAAAGAAGGCACUGGGGCAAUUAAAGCACUGGAAUUCCGCCAGGUACUUGACCAUUUCUGCUUUAAACUAUCGGACAGGCAAUUCAGGCACCUACUCAAGAAGCUAAGGAUUUAUGAAAAUCAUACAAUAGACUGGAAAUUUUUCCUGAAAAAUAUUAAUCUCCUCUUAGAGACUGAGGAAGGGCAGAAAGUCGCUCAGCCUAAAUCUUCUCAGGAGCUGUCAAAGAAAGAUAUCCUUACACGUAUACAAGAAGUAGUGACUGCUCGCUUUAACACCAUUGCACAAGAGUUUAAAGAUAUCGAUUGUGAGAAAGUUAAUACAGUAUCAAAAGAGGACUUCCGGGGUAUUUGCAACCGUCACUUUCUGCUUCUGACAGAUGAACAAUCCGAAGUAGUGACAAUGCCAUCAGAUACUCCAUCCACAAACAAUGCUCCAUGUUCCUCCAAGCCCACUACCCCUGCUGAGCCUGGGUCACGGUUACCUUCUCAACCUUCACGUCCCAAGACAGCAUCUUCUCCAUUAGGUCAAGUAAAAACUCCAAUGUCCAGCCGGCCUCGUACUGCAAUGGCAUGGUCCCCACCUUUACUGAACUGCGAACCAAUAGAAAAUAAAAUAAGAAAGAUCAUUCAACAUUCCUGGAGAGAAAUACUGAAAGACUGUAGAGAGAAGGAUGUUGACCGACUAGGAGAAAUCUCAACAUCCGAUUUCUUAGCCAUAGCAGAGAAGUUCAGUUUGGAUUUAAGUAAAGAAGAGAUUAGCCAAAUAGCAACAAAAUACGACAUUAAGAACAAUGACAAAUUUGCAUACUGUGACUUUCUCCAAAGCUGUGUCCUAUUAAUGAAACCACAAGAAAGUUCAUUGCUACAAAGGAUGAUCAUUCAGAAGCCACGAAUACCGAGGAGUCCUGGACCGCAGAGCCUGACAUUUUUCAAUGCAAUGCUAAGAAUUCAACCCCAGAUCUUGCACUGCUGGAGACCGAUGAGACGAACGUUUAAAUCCUAUGAUGAAAGUGGGAGCGGGCUAUUAAGUGUUCAGGAUUUCAGGCAGGUGCUGCGUCAGUAUCACAUCAACCUGACUGAGGAAGAGUUUUUUCACAUUUUGGAAUUUUAUGAUAAAUCAUUAUCUUCAAAAAUUUCCUAUAAUGAUUUCCUCCGGGCAUUCUUGCAAUAGGAAAUGGAAGGUGUCAUCAAAUGCAAGAAACUAUAGAUAACAGAGCUAAUGACUGAUUUAUAAUUUCUAAUUAAUAAAUUAACCAACUAUAGCUUUUCUUUUUGCAUCAGCAAUCUCAAAAUACUUACAAGUCUGACAAAUACAGUGGCCAUAGGUUGUAGAGCAAAUCUACAUGACAGAACUAUUAAUAUUCACAUAAUCCAUUUAUCUGAGACCGUACAGGCAUCUGCAAAAGAAAUACAAUUAAGAAAAUAUUUUUUGUAAUUAAAGUUUUAUUAAUUAACCCCCCUUUUUAAUUUCAAUAAAGAUUUGAAAGGCCUACUAUUCACUUUUAUAAGAUAUAAUAGAAAUAAUACAUUUGGAAAAUUAUAUAAUCCUUCAUUAUUAGAAAAUUAUCUGCUUUACAAUCUGUCUUUCUUCCCACUUGAUCAUGCAGUGACAUAUUUAGAUCUCCAGUAGCUUUAUAUGUUGACAUGGAACAGCUAUUAUACUCUGAAAAGACACACUAGCUAUGCCUUGACGUGUCAUCUUUUUCCAAUGAAACCUUUCCCCAUAAUUUUCCCAUAUUUGAACAUAAAAAUGGAAGUUAAAAAUAAAAUUAGAAAGAGCUAAUUUGCCAUUCACUAUUGUAUUUGUCACUGCAAAUGUGGAAGUGUAUACCUCUAACUUGCGUCUCCUCAUGUUAACCCAAGAUUUAUUUUUAUGGAUUUUUAUGGAUAAACUAUUUUUCAUAAUGUAUAGUGCACUAAAAGUAAAAUAUCCAGUUAGAUUGAUUGGUUUUGUGAAAGUGAAUAGUUUGAGCACCUAUUAGAAAAUUAUGGGGAAAGGUUUAAAUGGAAAAAGAUAACAUGUCAAGACACAGCUAGUGUGUCUCUGGUAUAUGUAGAUUUUAAAAGAGAAAUUAAAAGAUAAUUAAUUUGGCUGCCAAUCUCUUUGGUAAGCAGUGAACUUAUGAUCAGCAGGUUCUGUUUUCUGGGCUUAUAUCAAGACUCAAAUGGGUACAUUCAGUAACUAUUAGGACAGUACAUCUCUUUGUGGCAUCUUGGAUCUGUUCUCUGCCACUCGGUCAUUUUCACUGAUCUACUGAAGAGCUCUAUGUCACCACAAUAUGUGGUGGCUUUCCAUGUUUCUUUGCUUUCUUGCAAAUCAAAAAUAAAGUUAUUUUUAAAAAAGAGAAAGAAACCUCUCAAAGAACAAGUUCUAGAUUUAUAUGUGAGUCUCUUCAGUCAUUGUCUAGAAAGUGAUCAGUGGUAGGAUGCUUGAAUGAAAGCAUAAAAGGUGCAAACAUUUUCUAUACCUAACAUUUUAAUGCAUUUAUAGCAACAUCUUAAAAAGAGUUGGUAAAGUAGCACCAAAGAUUUCAAUACAAAGCAGAGUAACUACUAACUGGGGUAAUGCACAUCCAAACAAUUUCUCUUUCUUAUUGCUGGUGAACUUGCCGGCCAUUACUAUGGGUCUGAUCCAAAGACCAUUGAAGUCAGCUGAAAGAUUCCCACUGACUUUAAUGGGGUUUGAAACAGGCUUUGUCUGAGGAAAUACUUAAUCUCAUUUGAAACUUCAAAGAAGAUGUUUGGUGGAUUUUAAAUUAAAAGUGUUAAUGAGACUUGGGGUUGUUUGGCUUUGGUGAUUUUGGUUCUUGAUCUCUCAUAUCAAUAUGAUCUGUAUUUUGUUUAUCACACACAGUUCAGGAACACUUGUUAUAUAUUCAAGGAAUUAUACUUGAAAAUUGAUACACUUGAGAUAGUAACACAAAGGAUACUUUGUUACAUUUUCUUUGAAAAGUAUUUGUCACAUAUAAAUCCAUUCAAUGAGAACUGCAUUUAGUGCUUAGAAUGAUGUAAGGGGUUCUCCUCUACCAACCCAAUGUGCAAAAGUUCCAAGUUCCAUUUACAGGUAAUUUAUACAGAUUCACAUAAAUAAAAGAAUCUAAAAUCCA